This is a messenger RNA of Phacochoerus africanus (Common warthog), 712 nucleotides long. RefSeq names its product dachshund homolog 1-like. NCBI's taxonomy places the organism in Eukaryota, Metazoa, Chordata, Mammalia, Artiodactyla, Suidae. The record is from RefSeq and is a predicted model, not a curated record. Bases 1 to 429 code for a protein of 142 amino acids. The transcript is spliced from 4 exons.
AUGGGCAGUGCCUUGGAGCACCAGCGGCCGGCGGAGCAAGCCUCGGGACAACCCCGGGCAGGCGGGCUGGAGACUAAGCGAUCAGACCCGCUGAGGGGAGGAGCGGGAGGAGGAGCAGGAGCAGGAGGAGGGGACGGAGGAGGCCGGGCCCUGAGGGGGUGCGCGUUGGGCAGAGGAGGAUCGCGAGCGCCCACUGCUGCCCGGCCCGCCCUGGUGCUGCCCGGAGUUGGGUCGGGUCGUUGCCGGGCUGGCUACUCAGAGCUCCCGCCAGCGGGGCAGGACUCUGGACUCUCGCUGACAGGUGUGACCUGCUCGGGCAUGAAGGGAACUCUCCACACUUCCUCUUUCAGCACCAUGGCCCCCAAAGACAUCCCAAUAUCCAGAACCUAUUCUCCCUGGCUAGCAAUGGAGAAGCCACGCGUGUUGUGAGCUGCCCUGUGGAGGAUGUCACAUGGCAUAGAACUGAGAGUAGCUUGUGACAGUCAGCAAGAAACUGAGGUCUUCUGUCCCACAGCCUGGAUGGAAUGGAUGCUGCCAACAGUCACGUGACCCUGGAGGAGGAUCUUUUUGAGACUUGCAGUGAGAUUGUAGCCCUGGCCAACACCUCGAUCGCAGCUUUUAGAUGAAGCUCUGAAGUGGAGAAUCUAGCAAAGAAAAGCCUGGACCCCUGAGCCAUAGAAACUGUGUUAUAAUAAAUAUAUGUUGUUCUGUG